GUUUAAUCAUAAACGGUAAAACGACUCAAGCAUUGCUAAUUGCUCGAAGAGGUGAACCGUAAAGUAUCUUUUGAGAAGGAAAACACCACAACUCCAAAAUGAAAUUUAGGGUUCAUGGAAGAUUUCCAGCAUUCAAUCAUUUCCAUCGCAUUUCAAAUCUCAAUGCUCUUCAAUCUCGCUACUUCAAUUCUUAUCUCCUUAAGAAAAUCCACACUUCUUCUUCAGCAAGAGCUUCCUUCAAUGGGGGAAAUGACAGCAGCAACUCUAAUGGAAGUGCAUAUCUGUUACCAGGAGCAACUGUUGCUACCAUUCUUAUGCUUGGUGCUCUUCAUGCUCGUCGUCUGUACGACGACAGAAAGGUAGAGGAAGCUAAAGAGAAAGGCGUAGAACCAGUAUUCCAACCUGAUGCAAAAGCUUCUUUUUUGAGGCUCCUACCUCUACGCACUAUAUCUCGAGUUUGGGGUUCAUUGAUGAGCACGGAACUCCCCGUACAAGUGCGGCCUUUUCUUUACAAAGCUUGGGCAAGAGCAUUUCAUUCAAACCUAGAGGAGGUGGAUUUGCCUUUAGAAGAAUACCCUUCUAUGAAAGAUUUUUUUGUUCGGAAGCUCAGAGAGGGUUCUAGACCUAUAGAUAAGGAGCCUCAAUGUCUGAUAAGCCCUGUGGAUGCUACUGUUGUGAGAUUUGGGGAAUUGAAAGAACAUGGAGGCAUGAUUGAGCAAGUUAAAGGUUUUUCCUAUUCUGUGUCCUCUCUCCUUGGAUUAAAUUCUUUUCUUCCCAUGGUCUCUGGAAAAGACGUGGAUGAAAAGAGCAGUGAGGUGGAUAAUGGUCAUGGGGAUCAAAUUAAGUCAUGGUGGAGAGUGUCUUUGUCGUCACCUGAAAUUCAGGAUCCAGUACCUGCUCGUCCUAUGAAAGGUCUUUUUUAUUGCGUCUUGUACCUAAGGCCUGGAGAUUACCAUCGUAUACAUUCACCUUGUGACUGGAAUAUUCUUGUCCGCAGACAUUUUUCAGGUCGUCUUUAUCCAGUAAAUGAGCGCGCUACUAGAACCAUCAGAAACCUCUAUGUUGAAAAUGAAAGGGUUGUUUUGGAAGGUCAGUGGCAACAAGGGUAUCUAGCACUUGUGGCUGUCGGUGCUACAAACAUUGGUUCAAUUGAGCUAUACAUUGAGCCAGAGCUACGAACAAAUCGACCUAGCAAAAAGUUACUACCAUCAGCUCCACCUGACGAGCGUGUGUAUGAACGAGAAGGUGUUGGCUUAAUGGUUAAGAAAGGGGAAGAGGUUGCAGCUUUCAACAUGGGGUCAACAGUCGUCCUUGUCUUUCAGGCUCCAGCAGCCAAUUCAUCGAAAGACAACUCUUCAACAGACAACUUCAGAUUCUGUAUCAAACGUGGUGAUAGAAUUCGCAUGGGGGAAGCCCUUGGGAAAUGGAACGAUUCACAGAAUUAAGAAUGAAAGAUUGAAAGCCAAGCUGCGUUUUGAAGCCUGUGAGCCUUUGACUCCUGUGAGCUGAGGGGAAUUAUAGUGUACACUGAACUCAAUCAAUGGCUUAGAAAUUGUUCAUGGAAUUUUUGGGAUAUGAGACGAGCUUUACUAGCAAAGAAUAUGAUCUCCAUUUACAAUGUAAAUGUCUGUUUUUAUCCCGAAAUUAGUAGAUUGCUUUGUGCUUCUUUUUAUAUCAGUAUAUGAGAUGGGAUUUCCAAAUUUGGAACCAUUAGGAACUCAUUUUGAUGAAAUUUUGAUAGAUUAUGUGCAUACAACUGCAGUGUCAGUCAGUCAUUAUAAGAGGUUAGCAAGAGUUAUGCAUUCUACUUAUGGUUUCUCAUAAGAAGCAUCUAUGCAAGAGCUUGAGUUUGGACAACAUGCCCAUGUCCACAAAACGUGCCAUGAAUGUAAGCUUAUAAACCAUUUCAAACAUAGAAACACGUAAUACCAAAGUAGCAAGUGUGAUAGCAACUAGCAAGCACCACAGUGCUAAUUCACUAAGACCAUCAAUCCUGUUUAGUUGCUCGUUCUGCUCAAAAUGUACUUCGAAUUAUAUACUUUCAGCAAUACAGAGUUGAAAAAAAGUUGUUUCUGUAAGUCUGACACUCUGACCAUAGCAACCCCCACAAAAAAGCGCCCAAUACACCAAACCCUGACCCCUCGAAUUCAAGUGUUUUGCUCAUACACAUGGUUUAAGUAAUACAAAUGUGCAAAUAACUGGAAACGACUACUUUCCUGAAGAAACAAAGCUACUUUUUUUAGAGUCUGACCAUGGCCACCCAAGUGCACCACC
Molecule: messenger RNA, 2274 nt
Organism: Amaranthus tricolor (Joseph's coat)
Lineage: Eukaryota; Viridiplantae; Streptophyta; Magnoliopsida; Caryophyllales; Amaranthaceae
Product: phosphatidylserine decarboxylase proenzyme 1, mitochondrial
Exons: 12
Coding region: 99-1445 (448 amino acids)
Biological process (GO): phosphatidylethanolamine biosynthetic process
Cellular component (GO): mitochondrion
Molecular function (GO): phosphatidylserine decarboxylase activity
Source: RefSeq, a predicted model, not a curated record